Astyanax mexicanus (Mexican tetra) is the source of this 4329-nucleotide messenger RNA. It is a transcript of the gene sec14l8, whose product is annotated as SEC14-like lipid binding 8. NCBI's taxonomy places the organism in Eukaryota, Metazoa, Chordata, Actinopteri, Characiformes, Acestrorhamphidae. Gene Ontology annotation, cellular component: cytoplasm. The record is from RefSeq and is a predicted model, not a curated record. The transcript has 12 exons. Bases 106 to 1335 code for a protein of 409 amino acids.
UGAUGGGGAGGGAUGAGGAAGCGGCUGAGCUCGUGUGUUUGUGAGAUCAUCCCCCCGCUGCUCUGUUCUCCGGGCCUGUAGCGGAGCUCAGCGGAUGAAGGCGAGAUGAGCGGCCGCGUGGGAGACCUGAGCGCCCGGCAGGCGGAGGCUUUAGCGCAGUUUCGUGAGAAGAUUCAAGAUGUUCUCCCACAGUGUCCUUCUCAGACUGAUCACUUCUUACUGCGCUGGCUUAGAGCCAGAAAUUUCAACGUUCAGAAAUCUGAAGCAAUGCUACGAAAGCAUUUGGAGUUCCGGAAACACAUGAAGGCCGACACCAUCACUGCUGACUGGAAGCCUCCUGAGGCGAUAGAUAAAUACCUCUCUGGAGGCAUGUGUGGAUAUGACCGAGAGGGCAGCCCUGUGUGGUACGACGUCAUCGGUCCUGUGGACCCCAAGGGUCUCCUGCUGUCGGCCUCUAAGCAAGACUUCAUCAAGUGCAAAGUUCGAGACUGCGAGAUGCUGCAGAAGGAGUGUGAACAGCAGAGCCAGCGGCUGGGGAAGAACGUGGAGUCCAUUACAAUGAUCUACGACUGUGAGGGUUUGGGUCUGAAGCAUUUAUGGAAGCCUGCUAUAGAUCUCUAUGGAGAGGUUCUCACCAUGUUCGAAGACAACUAUCCAGAAGGUCUGAAGAGGUUAUUGAUAAUAAAAGCACCAAAGUUGUUUCCUGUGGCCUAUAAUCUGGUGAAGCACUUUCUGAGCGAAGACACCAGACACAAGAUUAUGAUUCUGGGAUCAAAUUGGCAGGACGUAUUACGAAAGUAUAUCGACCCUGAGGAGCUCCCGGCGGUUUACGGGGGGAAACUGACGGACCCUGAUGGUGACCCCCGCUGCAGAACCAGGAUUAAACAGGGAGGGCUGGUGCCCCAGUCUUACUACGCACGGGAAUUCAUUAAGGUGCAGUACGACCACAGUGUGUCCAUCAGCCGUGGCUCCUCACACCAGAUGGAGUACGAGAUUCUGGCACCUGGCUGUGUGCUCAGGUGGCAGUUCUGCUGUGAGGGAGCAGACGUGGGCUUUGGGGUCUUCCUGAAGAAGAGGCUGGGGGAGUGGAUGAAGGCGGGUCAGAUGCAGGAGGUGGUGCCGAGUCAGCGCUACAAUGCACACCUGGUACCUGAGGAUGGAACCCUCACCUGUGCGGAAGCAGGAGUGUAUGUUCUACGAUUUGACAACACUUACAGCAUCUUUCAGUCCAAAAAAGUCAGCUUCACUGUGGAGGUUCUUCUCCCCAGCGCUGAGGGCCAACCACAGCCCGAGACGAGCAAAGCGUCGGAACAAGAGUCCUCCUGCAGCCUGUAGGAAUUAUGCUCAGAGACUACCUGCCAGCACUUGAACAGCCUGACAUUUACUCAACGUAACACAGGAAGGAGAUUUAUUACUACAGCUGUAUUUACUACAGAGUGGAUGAACUGAGAAAAAAAUGCUGCUGUAAGAAAGAGGAUGAGCUGAAGCCAUUUCUUGUAAAAUCCAGCUUAAAUUAAUAUUCUGCACAAACCCUGGUAGCACAGGAUUCCCAUCAGUACAUUCCAUAUACCUGGUGUUUAUUCAGACAUGAGGGGAUUUCUAUACAACUAAUGCUAAUGCUGAUGAUUCUAUAUAUACAUGUUUUGGCAGUUGUUCUUUACAUUUAGCACAGAAUGAAAGAUAAAUGGACCAAAAAAAAAAAUAUCACUGUUUCUAGGUGCGUGCAGUAGGUGGCGCUGUUUCUCACUUAUCAUUUAUCACUCCUAGUGUGACAUCAGUCAGCACAGGCAUCUGUUAGCUGAUGAAUUAGAGCUGGGUUGCUGAGCUUUCCUCUAAGCGCCCUGGUUACCAGGUGAUGCUGCAUCAGUGGCAGUUGGAAAGGAGGCGGAGUCUGACUUCACAUGUAUCAAAGGAGGCAUGCACUGGUCUUCACCCUCUUCGAGUUUUGUGGACGAUAUAUCGUCCCAGAAAUGAUUGCGAUAAACAAUAUUGUAGGGCUGGACCCGAAUAUUCGGGUUUUCGGAUAUUCGUUCGUUGAGUAGGUAUUCGGUUUUUAAUUUUGGUAUUCGGAUAUUCGUUUUUUUUCUCCUUUCCAGAGUUCCACCUCACUCUAACCACUUCUGUUUUCGCGGGUCCCGUCAGAAUAUCUUGCGCGCGGGACAGAACUGAACUGUUAUUGGCUGGAGCGGGAGUUUAAUCCAGACGAUGCGGGAGCAAAUUAAUAAAUAGUUAAGAAAACUGUAAUAAUUGUAAAAAAAAAAAAACCUAAAGAAAACUCUCAACGCGCAGGAUGGACCGACACACACACGCACACACCGAUGGUGUUUGGACUGGGGUAAGGAACGGGACCGCACUAUUCAGCGCUGCUGUUUUAAUAAAUAUAUAAGUAAAUUUGAAGCAUUAAAUGUAGUUUAUUUAAUUUAUAUUAGGAACGUGGGGCGGGAGCGGCAGAAAUGUGUAUGUGGCGGGCGGCCGCGGGAUUAAAAGAAGCUAUUUUUUUGCGGAGCGGUAACGAGACAGAAACGCGGAGCGUGGAAGAGUGGGUUUAAAAAUCAGUCUCGCACAGACCUCUAUUAUACAUGAUAAAAAAAAUGCAGGCUCUUCGAAACUGAUUUAUAUAAUAAAACGUAAGGGGUAAUGUGGCAACAGUAGGGGCUAAAUCGGUUACAAAAGCCUGGCCUACAAAAAUGAUGUCUGAACGAAUUUCCUCUUACCUAAUAUAAUUUGAAAUGGUUUAAAAAUAUAAAAUAAUUUCUAAGCAAACGAAAUAUUUAAUAUUGAGCUUAUAGCCCAAGUGCAAAAAUACAAAAUCAGUAAUACGGCUAUGCCCUGCACAAUCCUUAAACCGAAAUAGACCAAGUACAAUAACGUCAUUAACAAUGACUUUCCUCUACUCUAAUAUAAUUUAACAUGGUUUAAAAAUAUAAAAUAAUUUCUAAACAAACGAAAUAUUUAAUAUUGAGCUUAUAGCCCAAGUGCAAAAAUACAAAAUCAGUAAUAUGCCCUGCACAAUCCUUUAACCGAAAUAGACCAAGUACAGUUUACAAUGACUGUCCUCUAAUAUAAUUAACAAUGUUUAAGAAUAUAAAAUACUUCCUGAACAAACGUUUUUUUUGUUUGUUUUUUUAAGCAAAUAGCCUAAGUGUGAAAACACAAACAGCAAUUUACUGGGCUGGCUUGCGCAGCGGAGAAACCGUGCAGCAGCAGCCUCCUAGCCUGCUUACGCAGCGGAUAAGCCGCGGUGUGGGGCAGCAGAAAUUCCGGGAUGAAAACACAAAGAAAUCUGGGCUAAAAACACAGAAAAAAUAUGGGGUGAAAACACAAAAAUAUGGGGGAUAAAAACACCAAAAAUCCGGGGUGAAUAUGUCUCGUCGGUCAGAGCAAAUUGAACAUUUUUCAGUGGAUUAAAGGGGCCGUGAUUUGCUUUUUUUAAUUUUUUUUUUUACCUCUUUUUUUAAAAACGAAUAUUCGAAUAUUCGCUUCGAAUCAGUGCCGAAUAUCCGGAGCUCAAAAAACGCUAUUCGGGCCAGCCCUACAAUAUUGCUGUAAUUUUAAAAAUGUUUAAAUGCCAUAAUUAAUCCUAAUUUGGACAAUUUAUACUUUUUUCUUGAACUACUGUAGUUUGUGCACACUGUGUACAGUAUGUUGAGUCGCAGUUAUUGAAGCACUGAUCAUGCAUGACACUGUAGACAAUAUCACAAUAUAAAAUGUUAUUGAGGUAAUGUCCAUUUAUUGUAUGAUAAGUCAGUAAUGUAAUUAAAGUGACAGGCCAAGUUGGGGGCAUUGCUAAUUAUAAGGGGAGCCCUAAUGAGCCCAAUUUGGGAAAAAACAUUUUUAAAAGUGACAUAGACUAAAAUCUUUUUAGUUUAAGCCUAAUAUGUCUAAUAUACAAUAGGAGUAUAACACAAGCUGCAUUAACAAAACAGUCCUUUGUAGAAUCUGCCCUGUAUGUUGGCUGCAGCCUAGGCUUUGGAACACAGCUGCAGCUCUAUUAUGCAAAUUUUUAGAUUUUUGUUGUGUUUUUUUUUUUUUUCAAAGCUUUAAUGCAGAGCAAAGUUUUAAAAGUAACAAAAAGCUGAUUCGUUCAUGUCACUUACAUACAAAAGCCUUGUGUCUUAGGCUAUGUUCACAUUGUCAGACUGAAGUGAUUCAAAUCUGUUUUUUGUUUUUUGUUUUGCUCAAUGUGGCUCAGAUCUGAUUUUUCCAUGGUUGUGUGAACAUGCCUGAUUUUCUUCAAAUUAGAUUUGAGUCACUUUUAUAUGUGGUCCUAAAUCGGUAAUGUAUCUGAUCCAUGAACAUGUGACAUGAAUAUAAACGGUCAAAUCUGAA